AUGUUGGAUGAAGGCAACAAGCGUUUGAUGAAGGCAUCGUCGAGUAAUGGGGAAUAUCUGGAACAUUUUGCCGUGUGUUUGCUCUUAUUCGUCGCACUGAGCACGGCGACUUGUGAAGCGAGCACAACAUCGACUUCCUUCGAUGUUUUGGGUUACGGAGCGGUUGGCGAUGGAAAGACGGACGAUUCCUCGGCCUUCCUGGAGGCAUGGAGAGCCACCUGUGAAUCCCCAUCGAAGCUGUCCAUUCUCGACGUUCCGGCGAAGAAGACUUUCUUGUUGAAGCCUGUGACGUUCAGCGGCCCAUGCCAACCCGAUUACGUGUAUGUUCUGUUUCUCAAUUUCACUCGGCCGAAGGUCUCCGGCAACAUUGCUGCGUCCAGCUCAAAGACAGAGUACAGUGGCUUACCGAUCAAUAGUUGGCUUGUCUUCUCUAACGUGGACGGUUUAAUGGUCACCGGCACUGGAAUCAUCGACGGGAGGGGUUCCGGCUGGUGGUCACAGUCUUGCAUUGGAAACGCAUCUAACGAUGCAACAUGCAAAGGACCAACACCGACAUACUUUGAUUUCUAUGAUGCAUGUGCAAACGUGGUACAGGCAUUGACAUUUUAUAGAUGCAAGAGACUCGUGCUCAAUGGAUUGAGACAUGUGAACAGUCCAAGGACACACAUCACCCUCAGCAGCUGCAAGUUCGCCACCAUCUCCAACACCCAUAUCUCUGCCCCGGCAACAAGCCCUAACACCGAUGGGAUCGACAUCUCCGACUCGACCCUUGUACAAGUUCGCGAUUCCUUCAUCGGAACUGGUGAUGAUUGCAUCGCUGUAAGCGGAGGCUCGUCACACAUCAAUGUCACUAGGAUCACAUGUGGACCUGGCCAUGGUAUCAGCAUUGGAUCUUUAGGAGCACAUGGAGAGAAUGACACAGUUGAAAAUGUGAUUGUGCAAAACUGCACAUUGAAAGGUACGAUGACAGGAGUGAGAAUCAAGACAUGGCAGGGAGGGCUUGGAUAUGCAAGAAAUAUAUCCUUCAACAAGAUCAGAUUCAUUCGGGUUGAUAACCCGAUCAUCAUCGACCAGUACUACUGCCCCACCAAAGUCGAUUGUCAAAACAAGACAUCGGGAAUUAGGGUGAGCGACAUCUCGUAUUCGGCGAUAUAUGGGACGUCGGUCACAGACAAGGUCAUAAACCUGAGCUGUGACCAGAACUUCGGUUGCAGUAACAUCGUGCUGGACCAUGUUUACAUAAAGUCCACCGUUCCGAAGACGAAAGCUUAUCCCUACUGCUUCAAUGCUCAUGGAAGAUAUAGCCACACCAAACCUGCAGUCACUUGCUUGCUGGAGUAAUUGUGGGCUUUGCAUCAGCUGCUGUAUGUGAAAUUUACCUUACUCUCAUAA
This is a messenger RNA of Rhodamnia argentea, 1392 nucleotides long. RefSeq names its product probable polygalacturonase At3g15720. Bases 1 to 1341 code for a protein of 446 amino acids. Gene Ontology annotation, biological process: carbohydrate metabolic process. NCBI's taxonomy places the organism in Eukaryota, Viridiplantae, Streptophyta, Magnoliopsida, Myrtales, Myrtaceae. The transcript is spliced from 10 exons. Gene Ontology annotation, molecular function: polygalacturonase activity. The record is from RefSeq and is a predicted model, not a curated record.